CCCGAAUACCACUUUUGGGUACCAUAGUCGAACCCCCUAUAUGAAAAUCUCUCUCUCUCUGUCUCUCCCUUCCUCCCUCCUUUCUCGUCUCGGUCGUUUGCUGUGUUCCAGAUAGCUGAUCAUGCAGGCCAGUGACAGGUUUAAUAUCAAUUCCCAGCUUGAGCAUCUGCAAGCGAAAUAUGUUGGAACUGGGCAUGCAGACUUGAACAGAUUUGAAUGGGCAGUGAACAUCCAACGUGACAGCUAUGCUUCAUAUGUUGGACAUUACCCUAUGCUGGCUUAUUUCGCCAUUGCUGAAAAUGAAUCAAUUGGAAGAGAACGAUACAACUUUAUGCAGAAAAUGCUUUUGCCUUGUGGACCUCCCCCCGAAAGAGAAGACGAUUAAAAGUUAAUGUUCCAAUGGUGAAAAAGAACCUUCUAAAUUAUGCUAUUUACAAGCGAUGGAGUUCUGUUUGUACUAGUUUGGUAUAUGCUUUUAUGUCAUUGUUAUGCAAUUAGUUCCAAGGACCAACAAAUACCAAAAUGAUGUAUAACUUUGGAAUUGAGACCCAUUUGACCCUUGUUUGUCCAGAUAUUUUAUCCUAAGAAUUUAUAUGUAGUAAUGUGCGGUGUUGUUUUA
Messenger RNA from Camellia sinensis, 619 nucleotides. RefSeq lists its product as uncharacterized. Gene Ontology annotation, biological process: mRNA splicing, via spliceosome. Gene Ontology annotation, cellular component: U2 snRNP; precatalytic spliceosome. Lineage: Eukaryota; Viridiplantae; Streptophyta; Magnoliopsida; Ericales; Theaceae. The record is from RefSeq and is a predicted model, not a curated record.